Messenger RNA from Anopheles moucheti, 3984 nucleotides. RefSeq names its product hemicentin-1-like. The record is from RefSeq and is a predicted model, not a curated record. Gene Ontology annotation, biological process: synapse organization. Lineage: Eukaryota; Metazoa; Arthropoda; Insecta; Diptera; Culicidae. The transcript has 7 exons. Gene Ontology annotation, cellular component: neuron projection membrane. The coding region runs from base 126 to 1043 and encodes 305 amino acids.
CCCGGACGGUUUUGGUGGACGGUGAAUGAAUAAAUUUUCGCAAACACCGGUACCGAUCCGGCCGGAAGGAGUUUCCGUUGGCGGAAAUUAGCAAAACCACGCUGCAAUCGCCGGUGACGCGUGGAAUGACUCGAGUCGUAGCUAGGAAAGCCCAUCGGAAGUGCAAAUGCAACACCAUGAACGCAAGUCUCCCGCUUAUUGCAGCGUUUAUCAAUUUUAUCAUCAUUUGUUUAGCAGACACACUCAGCCCGGAGAUGCAAAUGUACUGGGAAAACCACAUGGUGCAGCCGUACUUCGAUAACACCACCAAGCGCGAAGUGACGGCUAUUGCUGGGCAAACCUGCCAGCUACAUUGCCGCGUGAAGAGUCUCGGGGACAGAGCGGUAUCAUGGAUACGAAAGCGCGAUCUACACAUACUGACGGUGGGGAUUCUUACCUACACCAACGACCAGCGCUUCCAGUCGCUGCACACAGACGGAAGCGAUGAAUGGACGCUGCGAAUAACUUCACCGCAGGCCCGCGAUUCGGGUGUGUACGAGUGUCAGGUGUCAACCGAACCGAAGAUCAGCCAAGCAUUUCGCGUGAACGUUGUCGUUUCGAAAGCGAACAUCCUGGGCAACUCGGAACUGUUCGUUAAGAGCGGCAGCGACAUCAACCUGACCUGCGAGGCCCUACAAUCACCACAGCCACCUUCGUUCAUCUACUGGUACAAAGGUGGCCGGGUAAUCAACUACUCACAGCGCGGCGGCAUUAGUGUGCUGACGGAGCAACAGACCCGCACCAGCCGGCUGGUCAUAUCGCGAGCUUCUCCGUCCGACUCCGGCAAUUAUACCUGCGCUCCGAGUAACUCCGAUUCGGCCAGCGUUGUGGUUCACGUCAUCAAAGGCGAGCAUCCGGCCGCGAUGCAACACGGAAUAAAUGGCGCUAACGUGGCUCAUUCAUCAACAUAUAUAGUUAUGGUGAUCAUAUCGGUCUGGUUGAAGCUUCUUCUGCUUGCACCGGCACCAUCGAGUGCGUCCCCAGCAUGUGCAGCUGUGCGAUAGAUAAGCUACGAGAAACAUGAAACCAUCUACAAAGUAUUCAGUAACAUCAAGCGACAGCCUGCCUCCUUCAUCUCUCAUUAACCCACCUCAUGCGGAUUAGUGCCCCAGCUACGAAGGUGGUUCCCGAUCUUCCCGGCUACGACGUUUUCCCGCAAGCCAUCAAUUGCAGAAUGUGUUUGUGCCGAUGGUUCUUCCUAGCAUGACACAGAAUCUAUCUUCAUCCGGAUAUGCCGUUGCCGAGCGGUAGACAAGGGGCUUUGACAAGGGGAAGUUCCAAACAGACCGAUGAAUGAACCAACGAACGUGCUGACAAAGACGAACCCGUGUAUAAGAUUUUGCAAAGGUGCUCACCACACCGCGCGAGGACAUCCGGAUGUAGUUAGGGACUCGUUUUGGGGUGAAAGAAAAACCGACACAAAAUAGCAUGGCAGGCGCCGUAUCGCAGGGCGUAGGGCGUCAUCGAAUCGAGCGAAAAGAUAACUAAAUUCCACCGUGUCAAAGCUGAGAUAAUAUCCUUCGUGCAGGUAACCCACCACCCCGGUUAGCUGGGGACGCAUGGGUGAGUGUGUCCUCGACGGAGAGGUUGCUAAGGCUCAUGGCAGCAGCGACCCAGAAUGAUGAAAGCAUCCUUUCGCCUGCAGACCUGAUAAAAAGAUAAACAUGAAAAGAAAACAACACCUGAAGAAGCAGCCCGCUGAAGCUUUGCUGAAUAUGACAUACUGACAGUGCUGGCUCACGUGUCCUUGUCGCUUGGCAAAGCUGGCAAAAAGGCGAGAACACGCUCGGCAAGUGCGCGUUCGCUUCCUCUUCAAGGACGGCCUUUUCAUCUCUGCAUGCGAACGGCUAGGAGACUGGGGUUUCGAUUCAAGCCAGUGAAGCAAGGACGUCCCUGUCUGCCCCCCCACAUCGUAGCACACAGCAUGCUACACGAUCACGUACGAUUCGUUCGUUGUUUUGUGCGCCCAAGCCCCCAACACCGGCGAACCGUAUGGUGCACAGCAUCACGAAGGCAGACGCGAAAAGAGUAAAGAUUUGUUGCGCGAGCUUACACGGCCGCAACGAAACGGUACGCGAGCUUUGCUGAUUUCACCCGAGACAUCGAGUGCUUUCGUACAUUCAUACACCCAAGAAGGGGUUUUGCGGGUGGUGGGAUCUCCAUCCCUGCCAUACUGCCCCGCACCCACUGCGCCCGCCCAGAGUUCCAGACAAAAGUUUAUCAUACUCGUGUAUGACGAAAGCUUUGGGGAAUUCCAAAUUUCCGACUGCUUCCAAAUCCUUCCUGAGAAGCGAACGCCGUGCUGAGAAAGUUUUCUCACCUAAUGGGUAUUUCGCUUAUGCCGGUGUGCCCGGGUAGCGCUCGCGACUUUGUGUGGCUUGUGCCGUGCGGGAUAGCUUAACAUAACAUUAACAACACAAAUCCUUCGUUCCUUCAUUCGGCAUGAGUACUGCACUACCCUACGACGGAAUUUGAUUCUCCACCGUCCCUCGCCCCACCCCCGCCCUACUCCCAUUCCCACACGGAGUCCCCCCAGGAAUGGAGAUACAGUGGGGGGAAUAGAUUGUACAAAGUUAAAAUAAGGAUCGAUAAAUUUAAAUCAAUGCCGCUAACUUUUUACAUCACUCUUUCGCGCAUUGUGGCAAAAGUUUUGCAGUUCGCGUGCUGGCGUUUGUUCGACAAAAGGCCCGUUCUAGCCCGUUCUGAUAUGAAUCAAAACCGGUGCAAAAAACAUUGUGGCCGCGUGUACGUACGUACAUUGCUGCGAGCAGCUGGGAGGAAUGGAAGUUGUACAAUGAAAAAAAAAAAACAGCCCCAUCCAGUCUGCUGCCACACUGGGUGGGUAGCGUUUGAAAUCGGCUUACCCUGCUACAGGACGCCACGCGAUCACCGUACGCGAAUAAAUCAUAGUCUGCGAGAGGUGAAACGUAUGCGUUAUUUACCUAGCAGUAACGCACCGGAAAGCAGCUUUUGAGAAAGUCCAUAAUAAAAGUCGUAACAGCACGCGCCGAACUGCUCGAAAGCGUCUUUGGAUUGGUGCUGUUGGGGCUGAUAUUUUCUUUCGAAAGGAAUUAGUACACCCAAAAAAAGGGUACAUCGGAAGACUGCUGUGGGUUGCGCCGGAUGCUGCGCUGGCCUCUGCCGGUUGGUUCGUUCGAAACUUUCAUCAAAAAAGGGUCUAGCUACAUGGAAUUUAACAGGAAUUCGGCUGCGGUCGCACCAACAAGCACUUUUCUUACGCACGACCACCGCUUUCCCGGAAAGCGCCCAUACGGGCAAAGGGCGCAACUGCCACGUACAACAAAGGAAGCGCACCCGAUACAAAAGCAUUUGAGCAAAAUGAUUCUACGUUUUCGGUGAAGUCCAUAUUUUCCUCGUCCUUCACCGCACAUCCCAACUCCUUCAGUCGACCCACUGUAAAUAACGUUGUAAAUACAAAAUCCUAUACCACACCCCAACCAACAGCAACACCGACAGAGGGAUGAGGGCUACUUGCAACAUAAACCCUGCGUCAGUGGGGAAGAAAUCACAAAUAAAACGAACUUUAACAGACAACUAAGUGUGCCAUGGAGGGAAUGAAGAAAGCGAUCGUUAGAAAGAGAGAGAGAGAGGCAGAGAAAGAGAGUUACACCAGGCGUGAGAAAGAAGGACCCAGAGCGAGGGAUGCUCCGGGAAGAAGCAGAAUAAAAACCACGAAUUUGCAGUGCCCGGAUGUGGUUGAGGAAAGUUGUAAGCAUUUUUAUAAUAAUGAAGAAAAUAUGCAAAAACUAGUAAAUACAAAUGACAUUCAGCAAAAAGGAAGAGGAAAUCAGAUUCCGCUAAAUGGGCGAAAGUGAAGCAAGAUGGACGAUACAACAUAGCAAAUGGGGCAGAUGUGUAAAGUGGGUAAGAUGUUUUAAGGUACUAUUAGGUUGAAUAAAUGAAUAAAAUGAGAAAAUUGAUAAA